Messenger RNA from Alternaria arbusti, 924 nucleotides. RefSeq lists its product as uncharacterized. Lineage: Eukaryota; Fungi; Ascomycota; Dothideomycetes; Pleosporales; Pleosporaceae. The transcript has a single exon. The record is from RefSeq and is a predicted model, not a curated record. Bases 1 to 924 code for a protein of 307 amino acids.
AUGACACCUGAUUCCUCCUUACCGCCGACAAUUCUUGAGUCUUUCCAGAGCAAGAUAUACGUCCUAGAACUUGACGUUAAGGUUACGGUCAAGACUGUGAAAGCUUCUGGUGCCACUACAAAGAACACGCCGCCCCCUGAGAUGUUGUUCUACACACCUAUCGUGGAGCAUGAGACGACUGCUGAUGAGUUUCUAAAUCGUCCAAUGCUGAAUCAGAUCCUUGGUUCAAGGACCAUCUCCGCCAAGCGCCCUGAGAUUAAACAAGACAAUGAGGCUGGAGUUGUACUAGCAACUAUGACAUAUGUGCUUGAUCCUAUCACCGAGGUGCUUCAUGCAAUGUUUCCUGGCAAAUGGACUCUUCACUCAGAGCAGACCCAGGUCGAGAAAAACGCACAGAAAAACGCACAGAAAGACGAACAGAGAGAAAACGUUGGGGAAUCUGCUCUCCGUACUGACUUGAUCUUCAAAACCUCCGGUUCCAAGGAAACAAUUGCAGUCGUCGAGUUCAAGCGACGACAAUACAUUCGCUACAAAGACUUUGAGGACGCUAUCGUUGUGGAGAAUCCAACAUUAGAAGACCGCAAGAAUAAGGAAGCCCAUCUUACUGAGAAGGGCACAGGCACCUUACUGCAAAAUAACGCAGAACCCUACGGCAGGCAAGUUCGGGCCUAUGCCAUCCGCACAGAAUGCAAGCAUGUCGCACUCUUCAACUGGGACCAUCUACUACUGUUCGAUUUUGACCCAAUCAAGCCUAAGAUGAAUGGCAAACCCGCAUCAGCCAGCGCUAGACCAAAAGUGUCUUGGGUACAGGAGAGCGACGAAGGAACUGGCUCCAUGGAGUCAGGUCUCAUUCGCAAAGUUCUCCUAGGCUGGCUUCUGAAGGCAUUUGAAGACGCCGGAAUCGAAAUUGAGUCCAGAGAAUAG